AGUAGGCUCCAAGGAGAAGAGAGGAGAGGAGAGGAGAGCUGAAAAGGGAGCCACGUCUUUUCUUAGGAGGGCUGCUUUCUAGAGUCGGGGCUGCAGGUUGGAGAUUUUUAAGGAAGUGGAAAUUGGCAAUUGGCUUUAUUUGUGUGUCUGUGGUUUUGGGGGAGGGGGGCUACAAAGAGGGGCUAACUCCCUCUCCCUGUUCUCCAAGGUUGGACCACAGGGAUGAGGUUGUGAGAUACAAAGAUAAAGGAGGGAUGGGGAACACUAUGACGUGGUCUUUUCUUUUUCGUUUCUGUUUUUGAUUUUUGUUAAUAUCUAUCCUUGGCUGAGGGGAGGGCGGAGUUCAGCGGCGGAAAUAAAGCGAGCAGUGGCCGGUGCGAAACGACUCCCGGCUCUAAGCCUUACUUGCGGUGGCCGGACUUGUCUGUGGCUGAAGCAGAGCCGGGGCUCUGACUCUCACGUCUACACUGGAGGUGCGGAAACCUGGACUGGGGUUCACCAGCCACAGACUGGCUACUCUGGUUCUUUUCUCCUCUUCCUUCUUCUGUUCUAACCAAACAAAACCAAACUCGGUGCUUGUGCCAGGCCUUGGCCAGUUUGGACUGUAAUGCAAACAUUUCUGGAUUUUAUCUUCCAAGGGAGGACUCAAGGGCUGUAAGGUUUGCUAUCACUGUUCCAACACUGCAGAGACCUUGAAGGUUCAGUGUGGGAUCUGUAGAACCUAUGGUUUGCGGUGACAGUCAGAGGGGAUCUUCGGGAGAUUUGUAGAGCCGGUUCUUAGCGCUUUGUGGGUUCAGAGGCUGGCUACAGUGUUUAUGAAGAGGGACAGUGGGCUGGGGACACUGCUGGGGUUAUGGCGGUAGUGAGGUCCAUGUGUUCUUGUUCCUUGGCAUGUGUCUGACUCUGUUGCUGCUGCAGUCCAGUGGGCAAGGGCACGGCUGUUUGGGGUUGGGCUGCCCAAUGUCUUGCAUGGUUGGUUGUCCUGUUGUCCUUUUUUUGAUCGAUAGCAGGAACCUGAUCGCUGAGGUUGGCACAGGUUGGCAGGGGGAUGAGGAUGCAUUGUGGUUGUCUCCUCCUCCUCCUCCUCCUCUCCUUCUUCCUCUACCCCUUCUUUUUCUCUUUACUCUUCUCCUUCCUGUUCUUGUUCUUCCUCAUCUUCCUCUUCCUUCUUCUCCCUCUUCUUCCUCUUCAUUCUGCUCUCCUCUCUUCUUUUCCCCUUUCCUCUCCUCUCCCUUUCUUCAGGUCACAGCGGAGUGAAUCAGCUUGGUGGUGUUUUUGUCAACGGGCGGCCACUGCCGGACUCCACCCGGCAGAAGAUUGUAGAGCUAGCUCACAGCGGGGCACGGCCGUGCGACAUUUCCCGAAUUCUGCAGACCCAUGCAGAUGCAAAAGUCCAAGUGCUGGACAAUCAAAACGUGUCCAACGGAUGUGUGAGUAAAAUUCUGGGCAGGUAUUACGAGACUGGCUCCAUCAGACCCAGGGCAAUCGGUGGUAGUAAACCGAGAGUAGCGACUCCAGAAGUUGUAAGCAAAAUAGCCCAGUAUAAGCGGGAGUGCCCGUCCAUCUUUGCUUGGGAAAUCCGAGACAGAUUACUGUCCGAGGGGGUCUGUACCAACGAUAAUAUACCAAGUGUAAGUUCACUGAGAACAUCUGCCCUCCCUGUCCUAAGCCCAAGGCUCUCUCCUCUUUACCUCUUCCCACCCUCUCUCUCCACUGUCUCUUAGUUUGUGUCCUCUCCCUGCUCCACAUUUGUCUCCUUUGUACCUGGGGGAACAGAGAGGAAUGCCCUGACCUUUCUUUGACUGUCUGGAAAAUGGGAGUCAAGUGUGGGCAGUCGUUCACUUCAUUUGCAUGCUGCAAAUCGGAGGGCGGAGGCACCAGGGAAAGGCACUUGAAUCAAGAAGGAAAAUGAGAACCAGAUUGUAACUUCGGCCCAAUCCACCUGCCAGAACUUUCCUUCAGGUGUCAUCAAUAAACAGAGUUCUUCGCAACCUGGCUAGCGAAAAGCAACAGAUGGGCGCAGACGGCAUGUAUGAUAAACUAAGGAUGUUGAACGGGCAGACCGGAAGCUGGGGCACCCGCCCUGGUUGGUAUCCGGGGACUUCGGUGCCAGGGCAACCUACACAAGAUGGCUGCCAGCAACAGGAAGGAGGGGGAGAGAAUACCAACUCCAUCAGUUCCAACGGAGAAGAUUCAGAUGAGGCUCAAAUGCGACUUCAGCUGAAGCGGAAGCUGCAAAGAAAUAGAACAUCCUUUACCCAAGAGCAAAUUGAGGCCCUGGAGAAAGAGUUUGAGAGAACCCAUUAUCCAGAUGUGUUUGCCCGAGAAAGACUAGCAGCCAAAAUAGAUCUACCUGAAGCAAGAAUACAGGUAUGGUUUUCUAAUCGAAGGGCCAAAUGGAGAAGAGAAGAAAAACUGAGGAAUCAGAGAAGACAGGCCAGCAACACACCUAGUCAUAUUCCUAUCAGCAGUAGUUUCAGCACCAGUGUCUACCAACCAAUUCCACAACCCACCACACCUGUUUCCUCCUUCACAUCUGGCUCCAUGUUGGGCCGAACAGACACAGCCCUCACAAACACCUACAGCGCUCUGCCGCCUAUGCCCAGCUUCACCAUGGCAAAUAACCUGCCUAUGCAACCCCCAGUCCCCAGCCAGACCUCCUCAUACUCCUGCAUGCUGCCCACCAGCCCUUCGGUGAAUGGGCGGAGUUAUGAUACCUACACCCCCCCACAUAUGCAGACACACAUGAACAGUCAGCCAAUGGGCACCUCGGGCACCACUUCAACAGGACUCAUUUCCCCUGGUGUGUCAGUUCCAGUUCAAGUUCCCGGAAGUGAACCUGAUAUGUCUCAAUACUGGCCAAGAUUACAGUAAAAAAAAAAAAAAAAAAAAAAAAAAAAAAAAAAAAAGGAAACGAAAUAUUGUGUUAGUUCAGUCAGUGACUAUGGGGACACAACAAUUGAGCUUUCAGAAAAGAAAGAAAAAUGGCUGUUAGAGGCGCUUCAGUUCUACAACUGUGUCCUGUAUUGUACCAUUGGGGAAGGAAUGGACUUGAAACAAGGACCUUUGUAUACAGAAGGCACGAUAUCAGUUGGAACAAAUCUUCAUUUUGGUAUCCAAACUUUUAUUCAUUUUGGUGUAUUAUUUGUAAAUGGGCAUUUGUAUGUUAUAAUGAAAAAAAAGAACAAUGUAGACUGGAUGGAUGUUUGAUCUGUGUUGGUCAUGAAGUUGUUUUUUUUAAAAAAGAAAACCAUGAUCAACAAGCUUUGCCAUGAAUUUAAGAGUUUUAUCAAGAUAUAUCGAAUACUUCUACCCAUCUGUUCAUAGUUUAUGGACUGAUGUUCCAAGUUUGUAUCAUUCCUUUGCAUAUAAUUAAACCUGGAACAACAUGCACUAGAUUUAUGUCAGAAAUAUCUGUUGGUUUUCCAAAGGUUGUUAACAGAUGACGUUUAUGUGCAAAAAAGGGUAAGAUAUAAAUUCAAGGAAGAAAAAAAGUUGAUAGCUAAAAGGUAGAGUGUGUCUUCGAUAUAAUCCAAUUUGUUUUAUGUCAAAAUGUAAGUAUUUGU
Messenger RNA from Rhinopithecus roxellana (golden snub-nosed monkey), 3566 nucleotides. RefSeq names its product paired box 6 (gene PAX6). The transcript has 10 exons. Gene Ontology annotation, molecular function: RNA polymerase II cis-regulatory region sequence-specific DNA binding; DNA-binding transcription factor activity, RNA polymerase II-specific. Lineage: Eukaryota; Metazoa; Chordata; Mammalia; Primates; Cercopithecidae. The record is from RefSeq and is a predicted model, not a curated record. The coding region runs from base 2014 to 2874 and encodes 286 amino acids. Gene Ontology annotation, biological process: anatomical structure development; regulation of transcription by RNA polymerase II.